Molecule: messenger RNA, 3017 nt
Organism: Ictalurus punctatus (channel catfish)
Lineage: Eukaryota; Metazoa; Chordata; Actinopteri; Siluriformes; Ictaluridae
Gene: add3a
Product: adducin 3 (gamma) a
Exons: 15
Coding region: 735-2759 (674 amino acids)
Biological process (GO): barbed-end actin filament capping
Cellular component (GO): postsynaptic density; plasma membrane; cytoskeleton
Molecular function (GO): actin filament binding
Source: RefSeq, a predicted model, not a curated record
GGAUGUCCUGAACGAACGACGCGUCUGUCCGUUUCGAAUUAAAACUCUGCCCGGUAAGAACGAGAUCGGAAUCCAGAAGGCCGUGGACUGGGUCGGUACGGGCCGUUAUCCCGUCCUCAUGCGGACAAGCUGAACUCGUUAACACCUUGCAAAUACAGACGCCGCCCUUUAAGCCACCCGCAACAGGAUACAGGGGUCGAAGUUUAAUGUUUUCCAAUUCAAACAGGAACAGGCUCUUGAACUCGACCCCGGGCCUCGAGGUUGAGAGACACGAGCCGGGUUUUUACGACACAGACAGGCCGUUUAAAGUCUGUUCGGGUCGGCUGGAAAUCGCGAGCCUGUGGACGAACUCCCGCAGGAGUAGCUCGCGGACAAAUCCGCUCAGCAAAAUGUACGCGAACGUUUCGCUCUAAAUUGUACAUUCCGUGUGUUUGAGUGGACUUUUUAAGGCCCUUGGAACAAGAGGAUCGUUUCUAAGGGCCUGAAAUUGCGGUAAAGGUUUCAAGAUCCGAAGGAAUUUCGGACAAGCUAGUUGCCGUGGAUUAUUUCCUGCGACUUACAUGAAGAUAUAAGGAGACGUCCGUACAGGAACUCGCACUAAUACUCCGGUAUUAAAGCAACUUGUGUGAAGAGAGGUGUGUUCCGUGACCGCAGGUGUUCUUUACUGUUUGCCGGUAAACAAAAGCACACGCUGUAGAUGUUCAGUAAGAACCAGUUUUUAGCCGAGCAGCGAGAUGAGCGGAGAGAUGAGUGCGGGGGUCAUGUCCCCCACCAGCGUCGGCCCGAAGGAGAGAUAUUUCGACCGGGUGAACGAGAACGAUCCGGAGUACCAGCGCGCUCGUAACAUGCCCGCCGACCUGCGGCAAGAUUUCAACAUGAUGGAGCAGAAGAAGAGGGUCACACACAUCCUGCAGAGUCCUGCGUUCAAGGACGAGCUGGAAGGCCUGAUCCAGGAACAGAUGAACAAGGGAAAUAACCCAACCGGCCUCCUCGCCCUGCGCCAGAUCGCCGACUUCUUCAUGGCCAGCUCCAUCGGAGGAUACCCCACCUCCCCCCUCAGUCUGGGCAUGGUGUCCCCCAUAAAUGAUCUUUUCAGCGCGGAGUCCGGCUCCAUGGUAAAGGGUGAGAAGCAGGUGCGGUGUAAACUGGCCAGCCUCUACCGGCUCGUCGAUCUCUUCAGCUGGGCUCACUUCUCCAACGCCUACAUCACUGUUCGCGUCAGUAAGGAGCAGGACCACAUUCUCAUCAUCCCCAGAGGGCUGUCAUUCGCCGAGGCUUCAGCUUCUAAUCUGGUGAAGGUGAACAUCCUGGGCGACGUGGUGGACCAGGGCUCCACUAACCUGCGCGUCGACAUGGUCGGCUUCAGCCCGCACGCAGCCAUCUAUUCCAUGAGACCGGACGCACGCUGCCUUAUCCACCUACACACCCCGGCCGCCGCAGCCGUGUCAUCGAUGAAGUGCGGCCUGCUGCCCAUCUCUCAGGAGGCGCUGAUCCUCGGCGACGUGGCCUACUACAACUACCAAGGGAGCCUGGACGACAAGGAGGAGAGGGCGGAGCUCCAGAAAGCGCUCGGACCCUCGGCCAAGGUGCUCGUUCUGAGGAAUCACGGUGUGGUGGCUUUAGGAGAAACCAUUGAAGAGGCUUUCCACUACAUUUACAAUGCCCAGUUUGCCUGCCAGAUCCAGGUGAACGCGUUCUCGUGUGCAGGAGGAAUGGAGAACCUCAUCGUGUUGGACCUGGAGAAGUAUAAGAGCAGGACGCAGGGCGUGGUCGAGGCCGGUGUGAGCAUGGGCUCUUCGCACAAGUUGAAAGUGGGAGAGCUCGAGUUCGAGUCGCUCAUGAGGAUGCUCGACAAUCUGGGUUACCGAACAGGCUACGCUCACCGCCACCCGGUGUUGCGGGACAAACCGCGGCACAAGAGCGAGGUGGAGAUUCCGGCCACGGUGACUGCGUUCUCAUUGGACGAGCCAACCGAUGCGUCCCGCCUCCAACACCGUCUCCUUCAGCAGCGGCAGCAGAGGGAGAAAACACGCUGGCUCAACUCGCCUAAUUGCUACACCAAGAUCAACGUGGCUGACGGAGGCGGCGCCGAGGAGAACACCCGUGUCAGGACCAUGUGGAUGAGAUCUGAAGACGGCGGCAGCAGCAGCGGGACUCCGAUCCGUAUCGAGGAUCCGAACCAGUUCGUUCCACUGAACACCAACCCAACCGAAGUCCUCCAGAAGAGGAAUAAAAUCCGAGAGCAGAACCGCUUCGACAUGAUGUCCGCCGGCCCGCAGUCUCAGCUCCUGGCUGGCAUCGUCGUGGAGAGACCGCCGCCAUACACAGGUGGAGAUGAGGAGGAGGUCGAGCCAUUGCCACCCAACCCCUUCAGCGAGCUCAUCGAGAGAGAUCUGGAUGACUACAAACAUCAAGUGGAGCACCAACAGCUGGGGCUCGAUGAGGAGGAGCAGGAUCAGCUAACGUCUGACGACGCUUCCACGCUCUCCCCAUCUGCCUCUCAAACUCAGUCCCCACAACACACACCUGCUAAAGAAGAGAACCACACGAACGCUCUGCUGAACGGCAAGGGCACGCACGACGACGAGGAGGAGGAGCUGAUGAAGCGCGUAGAGAGCGUGGAGAUCACCAGCGAGAAGAUCGAGGAGGUGCUGUCCCCCGAGAGCUCGCCCUCCAAAUCACCCGGCAAGAAGAAGAAGAAAUUCCGAACGCCGUCGUUCCUCAAGAAGAACAAGAAGAAAGAGAAGGUGGAGCCCUGAAUGCUGAGCGAGAGGGGGCGGAGACUCGACCUACCCACCUGUUUGUCCAGCCUCUUUUCUGUUUACCCGUCGUUUUUCCCUUUGUUUGAAAGAUUAUCGGUUUUAUUUGGAUUUUUGUUCUUAACAAACUUGGGCACAUCUGAUUGGGGGAGGGAACGUUCCGGGGGCGACACUUUAUAUGGAAGUCCUGGCAAACUGGUUCUUCCUCGAACUAAACACACACACACACACACACACACACACACACACACACACACA